GUGGUAACGUCUCGUGCCAAGAUUGAACCAGAGCGUUAGUCAAUACACAAAAACCGUGCCAGAUGGUCAUGAGUGGAAGUAAUUGUCGGUGUGAAAAGUGUCUUUUAAAAAAAGACGAAAUGGCAGAUGAAACGUACCACGUGUAUACACGCAUGGAAGACAUUACCGAACAAGACGACAGACAUUUGGCUGGAGCUAGAAAGGAGAUCCGAAAUGAUUUAACAGUUAUCAUACCGGAAAAUCCGUUUCCUGAAAUAGAAGUGGAUGCGUAUCCACCCUUAAAGUUUUCAUGGGUUAUUCCGAAAAAAUUAGCCGCUAUGGCUUUCCCUAGACACGUAGAAAAUUUAAAAUUUUUAGUUAAUCAAGGUAUAACCCAUCUGGUCACACUAACAGCGGGUAAAAAACCUCCAGUGGACAGUAUUGCUAGACUGAGGUGGACUGAAAUACCUGUAGAAGAAUUCGAAGCACCGACAGUGGAACAUAUUACAAAGUUUAUUGAUGUUUGUAAAAGAUCAGAUAAGAAUGGUGAGGUAGUAGGUAUUCACUGCCGCCAAGGCCGGGGCAGGUCGGGUGUGAUGCUGGCGUGCUAUCUCGUACACUUCCAUCGGUUCCUACCCGACCAAGCCAUGAACGUCAUACGGAUGAUUAGACCAGGUUCGAUAGAUUUUGAAGAACAAGAAGAAGCGGUCGGUAAAUAUUUCGAAAAUCUUACUGAGAGUAACCCUCUUAGGUUUGGAGUUAGCGGUGAAGUUAUGGAAGAAUUUAUAGAAGCUGCAAAGGAUGCAACGAAAGCAGCUCUUACAUAAUAUUAAACCCACAUUGAAUAAGUUUAUAUCAGACAUAAGUU
This is a messenger RNA of Melitaea cinxia (Glanville fritillary), 847 nucleotides long. RefSeq names its product dual specificity protein phosphatase 23-like. The coding region runs from base 63 to 806 and encodes 247 amino acids. Gene Ontology annotation, biological process: cilium assembly; dephosphorylation. The transcript is spliced from 4 exons. NCBI's taxonomy places the organism in Eukaryota, Metazoa, Arthropoda, Insecta, Lepidoptera, Nymphalidae. The record is from RefSeq and is a predicted model, not a curated record. Gene Ontology annotation, molecular function: protein tyrosine/serine/threonine phosphatase activity.